AGUCUGCAGCCUCUAGCGAAAAUUUCAUGCGCCAAAAACGUAAACUAAAGAAGUUUUAAGGGAAAUAUAGCGAUACCGAAGACAGCCAGCUUGCAAAUGUAAUCCGCCACGAGAAAUUAACACCGGGGACAUUCAAUAUUGAAAACUGCUGCAGUUCAUCCUGCCGGAGUCGGCGUGAAACUAGAAACUUCCACCUUGUGGGUGGUACAGCAGCGUAGAAAGAAGAAGAGCAGCAACGCUGCUAACAAUUUCAUAAACAAAAGGAUAAAUAAUCCGUAAAAGAAGGUAUUCAUUUGCAGCUGGACAGGAUGUCCAGCAGAAGAAAGUGAAAUCAAUCCCAGCACUUGGCUAAGCAACACUGAAAAUCCAAUAAAAAAAUGCAGCAAAUGGACGAUCCGCCAUCGUUGCCCGUGGGCACGGAGGUGAGUGCCAAGUACAAAGGCGCCUUCUGCGAGGCGAAGGUCAGCAAGGUGGUGCGCAACAUCAAGGUAAAGGUUGCCUAUAAGCAGGGACUUGGCUCCGGCAUUGUUUCCGAUGAUGCCAUUAAGGCGCCAACAGGACAACUACGUGUGGGUGCCGUUGUGGAGGUACGUCAUCCGGAUCGCAAGGAAAUCGUUGAGGCUACCAUUACCAAGAUCCAGGAUUGCUCGCAGUAUACGGUGGUCUUUGAUGAUGGGGACAUAACCACAUUGCGGCGAACUGCUUUGUGCCUAAAAAGUGGUCGGCACUUUAAUGAGAGUGAAACUUUAGACCAAUUACCGUUGACCCACCCGGAGCACUUUGGCAAUCCCGUGGUGGGCGGACGUAGGGGCAGACGUCGUGGGCACCUAAACGAGGAUAGCUCCGAGGAUGACGACGAAAGCGAUGCCAAGGAGGUAGUCAACGAAAAGGAGGAAAACAUCGGAAAGGUAGUCUGCGUUGAGACAGAGUCCAAGAAGAAGGACAAGGAGAAGUGGUUCCCGGCUCUGGUGGUUGCACCCACAGCACAGGCCACCGUUCGCAUUCGAGUAAAGGACGAGUACCUGGUGCGCUCGUUCAAGGACGGUCGUUAUUACACGGUGCCCAAGAAGGAAGCCACCGAGUUUACACGCGAAGUGGCCAGCCGACAAGAUGUGCCUGCUGUGCAGGCGGCCCUCGAGUUCCUGGAUAGCAGCAUUCUUCCUGCCCACUGGGACAGGGACUCGCUUUUCGGCCUUACAAACAUUUCCAGCGACGACGACGGCGAGAUUGAUUCGGACUCCUCUGACGAUGUACCGCGCGAGGAGAAAGAUCACUUUGUAGCCCAGCUGUACAAGUAUAUGGAUGACCGUGGCACACCGUUAAACAAAGUGCCAUCUAUCCAAAGCCGUGACGUAGAUCUGUACCGUCUCUUUCGGGCUGUACAGAAGCGCGGUGGCUACAACCGCGUCACGUCGCAAAAUCAAUGGAAACUUAUUGCCAUGCGUCUGGGCUUUACGCCCUGCACAGUGAGUGUGAUGAAUCUGGUGAAGCAGGCGUACAAAAAGUUCCUGCAACCCUAUGGCGACUUCGAUCGCAAGCUGGGCUGCUCCAUGCUAAUGACCUCGCGAAACUCUAACCGCAGCAAGGGCAGGAGCCUAGUGCGGGCCAACUCUGUGGCCUCACCGAAGCCGAUGGAAACCACAAAGACGGAAACGACCAGCAAACUAGCUCAGCCGAAUCAAACGACCGCGGUGGCCUCAACAUCAAGCAGUGCAGCAGUUACUGCAGCUUCUUCAACACCGGCCAGAGCCGUAUCCACCGCCUCGCAAUCUGCAGCCGAGGAAUCAGGCAACACCAGUGAGUCUAGCGUGGUAGUGGAACCACCUAAGAAACAAAGGAAGGGUUCAGCGGCCAGCGGACAACAGGGUAAGGUUAAGAGCCUUGUAGAAAAAUACGAAGAGAAGUCGACUACAACUCCAAGCUCCUCAGCGGGGUCAGCUGCUGGAACAGGAGCUAGCGCAACCUCAACAGCCACACCAACCCCUUCGGCAGCGACAUCAACACCGGCCAACUUAUCAUCAGCAACCACUUCUGGAGGCUCUGCUCCCACUGCAGCUGCAGCAAGCAACAAAGAUGCUGAAUCGGAUCUGCCGCUGGCCAAAAUCAAGGCAGCUGCUGCAGCGGCCGCUUCCACCAGACACAGCAUUGAGAAGGAGACCAAUAUUAGUUCGGGCAGUAGUGCCUCUGCUUCCAGCAAGGCCAAUUCCGCGGAUAUGCAGCGUAGUCGCGAUGCCUCACCAACGGUUGCUGCACCGCCUUCUACGGGGGCAAGCACAUCUGCUGCAGCAGCCACUGCCACUGUCCAGCCAACGUCCAACAAAAAGGAGAAGCAUCAGCGUAGCAAGCAGGCAGACAAGGAGAAGGACAAGGACAAGGAGGAGAAGCAACCAGGCAGUGGGAAACGCAAGAAGGAGAAGAUUAGCGUGGAGAAGAUCGACACGGGCGACUUUGUGGUGGGAAUCGGAGAUAAACUGAAGGUGAACUACCACGAGAAGAAGUCGCCCAGUUCACAUGGAAGCACAUACGAGGCCAAGGUAAUCGAGAUCAGUGUCCAGCGCGGUGGAGUACCAAUGUACCUGGUCCACUACACCGGCUGGAACAAUCGCUACGAUGAGUGGGUACCACGUGCAAGAAUUGCUGAGAAUCUUACCAAGGGAUCCAAGCAGAAAACUCGUACCAUAAGCACCAGCAGCGCUAACAGCGGUAGUGGAGGCGGCGGUGGAGGCUCCUCCCUUUCCGUUCAGGGGUCGCAGCCACCGGGAUUGGCGGAUAAGCAUCAGCCUGGUAAGGAUGGCUGCUCAAAAAUUCCACCCUCAUCGGGCAAUUCCUCUGCAUAUGGAUCUGGAUCGCAGUCGGGAUCUCUGGGUGGGGCUAGCUCCACUCCAUCGCUGCUGUCCAGUGCGGGCAAGACUACGACAACGGCGUCUGGUGGUGCCAAGCGGGGACGGGGACGAAGCGACUCUAUGCCACCGCGCUCCACCACACCCUCGUCGGUGGUGGCUCAUUCCGGUCGAACAAAGUCUCCAGCAGCGUCACAACCGCAACUACAGCAACAGCAGAUGAAAAAGCGACCGACGCGAGUGGUGCCUGGUACUACUACUCCGCGUCGUGUUUCUGAUGCCUCGAUGGCUUCGGAGUCCGAUACGGACUCGGAUGAGCCAGUGCGGCGUCCAAAAAGACAAAGUGCCAAGGAGAAAACACAAGCAGGCAAGUCACAACCGCCAGGAAAAGGUCGCGUAUCUAGCAGGGCCUCCUCAACGGCACCGGCUCCCCAUCCCAGCGAUGAUUCCGAAGAAGAUGAAGAGGAUGAUGAGCCAGCGGCGGCAAGGGCAGCUCCUUCAAAGCAGCAGCAACAACAGGCUGCCUCUGUGCGUGGAUCCCGGGCUGGAGGCAAUCGUGCUAUGAGCAGUGGCGCCGCUUCUGCCAAGGGUCGCGACUAUGAUCUCAGCGAGAUUCGAUCGGAGCUUAAAGGAUUCCAGCCGAAAUUGCUAACGAAUGCCGCGACCAACGAAGAGCGCAAGGAUCUUGUGAAGAAGGAGUCUUCGACUGAACCAGCCCUGCAGGACAUCAAAAAGGAACCAAAACUGGAAUCCUCAGCCAAGAGCAGCUCCACAGAGCUAUCUUCGGAAACCGAGUCAUAUGUGGAUGAGGACUCACAGUCCUCGGACUAUCGCAAGCAACCGAAGGGUGCUGGAGCAGGCAAAAAGGAGGCAAUUGCCACUCCCUCUAAGUUACAUCAAGAACCAGUGCCGAAACGAGAGCUGGCGGUCAAAGAGGAACCACUGAAAAUCGAACCCAAAACGGAGCCCAAGGAGGAGGAAACCAAGAGCAAACCGUUCUUGUCCGGAGCUGAUAUCAAACCCACCGCUCUGAUAGCACCAGCAAGAUUUGGAAAUACCUCAGCUACCCAAGUGGCCAGCACAUCUGGAUCUUCGGGUACUUCUACGGCCAAGUACACAUCGGUGAUUGUCGAAAAACCCCUAACAAUUGGAGGUAAAAAGUCAGCGGAGCAGCAUGUCCCCAAGAAAGCAGACCUCCUCAAGAAGCAAUCCGGGCAAGCAGUAGCCAGUGGCGGUCCAAGUUCUUCCCAUGCCAGCCAGGACUCCAAGAAGUUUGCUGAACCCGUGGCUAGUUUAAAAGUGGAACUGCCGGCAGCUUGUUCGCCGUCGUCAUCCUCUUCCUCAUCUAGUUCCUUCUGUUCGACCGGUUCUGCGGCAAGUUCCAGUUCAGCUACUCGUUCCCUGCCAGAUAUGAGCAAACUGGAGAUUAGUAGUGGAACAGUGCCAGGAGCGUCCACAGCACCAGUGCCAUCACAACCGGGCAAUGCCACACAACAUGCCUCAUCCACCGGUGUGACCAAGGAAUCAAAGUACAGCAGCAGUGGAGGAGCUACAGGAUCGGGACUAAGCAUGCGGAAGCUACUAUCAUCGGAUGUCUACGAGUUUAAGGACACAGAGCCCUUUGAGUUUGAGAAGCGCAUCUCACCGAUGGCCUCUGUGGGCGGCACUGUGACUGCCGGAGCCACGGCAGCUGCCGGAUCAGUGGUGGGUGCAGGAACUGCUUCAGUGAUUACGGCAGUAAUGCCAACACCAGGAGCAACCGGAUCAGGCGGGGCUCCCUCUUCAACGCCAUUGGUUGUCAGCUCGGCGGCCAGAAAGAUGAUACUCAAAGUCAGCGCAAUGCAGCAGAGUCUGGAGCAGCACCAAUUGCCUGCCGCUGGGAGCCAUGAACGUGGUUACAGUGCAAUGCCGACAGCAAUAACAGCGCCCAAAGUGAAGAAGAGGGGUUCUCCAUUGAAAGAGUCAGCCCUGAGCAUGGAAAAGGCCAAAAUCUAUAAGCUGGACAAGGAUCAAGUUCAGCAGCAACAGCCAGUGGAACAGAAGGCCCAGCAACUAACACCUCCGACCCUAAAGGUCCUUCAGCCCGCAGGUCAAGUCACGCCUUCAUCUAGCAAUCCAGUGAAGAUGCACACUCCGCCAACAGCCGCUCGUUCAGCAGCCAUAGCAGUGACAGGAUCAUCCUUAAAUACGCCAUCCACCUCGAGUGGCCAUGCCAUGCUGUCCUCCUCUGCUACGCCUAGCCAACUGGCUCCGCAUCAUGCUACACCCUUUGAUGCCUUAAGGAAGUCGCCCAGUUUUAAUCUCAACAUCACCGCUCUGAAUGAGGAAUUGGCACAGACGGUCCAGGAAACCACUCGAGCACUAACAGAUGCCCUGCAGCCUCCAACAACGCCUGGACCACCGCCUCUCCGGUCGGAGGGUGUAUCGAUAUCAGGUCCACCAGUUACACCAGUGAUUACACCAACACCCACAACUGGGUCAGCUGCCUUGAUUUGUCCCAGUACGCCACCGACAGGUGCUAACCCAGUUUUGGCAUCGCCUAAAUUGACCACACCACCGCAGGCCACCAAUGCCAGCAAGCAGCCGCCGGCUCCUCACAUUGUAGGCAGUCCCUUUAUCGAAACUAGAAACGUGUUCGAGUUGAGCACUUCCAACGAGGGCAGUGGCUAUAGCUCUGGAGAGUCUAAAGACAACAAACUGGAGAAACUGGAGAACGUCAAGAUACUGUUGGCUGGAGCAGCAGGACCCUUUGAUCUGGAUGCCGGCAGUUAUGAACAGAAGACCAGCUCCAUAGCAGACAAGGUACUGAAGGCCAUCAGUCAGAAAAAAGAAGAGGUGGAGAACAAUAAGGGCAAGCCGCCAGUGGAAUCCGCCACCGCUGCUGCCAAGACUCCGGGAAGUGAAGAAGUGGUGCCCAAUCCUCCAGCCAAACUGGAUCUGUGUAGCAGUAGCAUCAAGCUGGAUACCCUGAAGCUGCUUAGCGAACCACUUAAGAUACAAACAGGUCCAUUAUUGGGUGAAAUUUAUAGACCCGGUCCAGCGACCAGCAGCCCAGAGACCAAGUCAAUUUUAGAGUCCUCACUUCCGGCAAAGAACAGCGAAUUGAGCGAGACCAUCCAGAAGCUGGAGUGUGCCAUCCAACAACGAAAGACACCAGUGGGUGGAGCACUCUCAUUGGCCAGUUCUACGGCUGGAACACCACCCGCUGCUCACACACCAAACUCUACAGCUACCGCAGGCGCAGGAUUCUCGGAUGAAUCCAUGGAUAGCACCGACUCCGAGCAGCGUCUGGUCAUUGAGGAUGUGAUAGCAGAAGAGCACACCACCACCACAACAACUGGCGAGCAAAAGAGUCCAGGAUCCGGGCAAGAAGAGGGUCAGACAAUCACCGCCAAUAUGGUAACGGCGGUUACCGUCGAAACUGAGGGCACCAGCAGCAGUACCCCGACACCUCCAGUCUCUGCGCCCGUUAAAUUGGAACUAGGUGGCAAGGCCCAGCCUGGAAUUCAAGCUCCCAUUCCUCUGAAGCCCACGGAGGGCAGCUCCUUUGCAGGUAAACUCUCAGCAGUAAAUCAACCUCCGCCGCUGGCCAAACUCCAGCAGCAGGAAGACUCCGCUCAGGGUCAGACGAAGAACAUAAGCUCCUUUGGUAUCCCCAUCGUUCUACCAGAGAUUCCCGCCUCCGUGGUGGUAGCCACACCAGCACUUAUGGUGGCUUCUGCCGCCAAUGUUAUGCGUCACAGUCCUGGUUCCACGCCAAGUUCGCCUGCGCCCGUCCUGAUCUCGCCAAAAGCGUUCCUCACCGCACCAAAGGUGGGAGAAGUGGGAGGAUUACUACUAAAGGCCUAUACAGGAGUUGGCGGAACAGUGGUGACAGGAGGAGUACCCACUGCUGGUGGUGUUAUAACCGCUGCCGGCGGAGGAGCACCCACUGUCAUCUCCAAUUUCACCCAACAACAACAGCAGCAGCAACCAGCUAGCGUUCAUCAAAGUGCACCAGAGAUACCCGCCAGCUACAUUUUAGAUUCCGAGAUAAGCGAAGCCCCCACCAGCAGUGCACCAGUGGUUGCGCGUCCAUUCGUGAUGCACGCCGUAGGCAAGGAACUAUUCAAUGUGGUAGCACCAGCGGCUAGUUCACCUCUAAUCAGUGAUCCUCAUAACGAGUCCAUCAAUUUGCUAUGCGAAGAAACCAUACCGGGCAGUCCGGCGCCGAAUUAUGGCGGCUCUGAACAGCUGCCUGGCGGCGUUAGCUCGGCGAUCGUGGCCAUUAUGGGACUAACACCUCUUCCGCCAGAUACGCCACCACCUGGAGCAGUUUCUGCCAUCCAGCAACAGCAACAUCAACUGCAAUCCGGACAGCAACAGCAGGCUACCAAGGCCGGAGAGGUGAAUCCCUCGGCUCCAAAUAGUUCACCAGACUCGGCUAGCCAGGAUGAAAGUGGCGAGGAGACCAAAAAGAAUGCCGAAUACGAGCACGAGGAUUCCACCGGACUAGGAGCACUGAACAAGCGUAAGCGUACCCGAAAAACGCUGCCGAUAACUACCCAAGCGGCUGCCGCCGUGGCUGCUCAACUCCAAUCUCUGGGCAAGCGUCGACGCCAGACAUCCGGAAUGCGCAGCCAGAAAACGACAACCACCACAGCUGGUUCCGAUACCGACGACAACUCGGAUAAUAUUCUACCAAACUCCGGACAACAGCAGCAGCAACGGCAGAGUGCCCGCCAGCAAAUGUUACCCCAAGGCAGCAAUGCCCAGCAGCAACAGCAACAGCAGCAGCAACAACAGCAACUCUUGCAGCAGCAGCAGCAGCAGGCGCAACUGCAGCAGGGCAUCCAGUCGAGUAGCACGUCGGGCGUUCGUCCCUGUCCAUACAACUUCCUUGUCGAGCUGGAUCCUGCUCUUAGCUCGGACGAGUGCAUCACAAUCCUGCGCAAGCAGAUUCAGGAUCUGCGCAAGGCCUACAACACCAUCAAGGGUGAACUGACGGUCAUCGAUCGACGGCGCAAGAAGUUACGUCGCCGGGAGCGUGAAAAGAAGCAGCAGCAACUGCAGAGCCAGCAGCAGGGCAAGAUCUGUGCCUAGCUGCGGAUGGAAUCCAUACCAACAUCCACAUCCAACGAACAGCGAGAACAUCAAUCUUAGGAUAUGUGCAACUAAAAAUGACUCUAUGGCCGCCAGAAAAUAACGAUUAAAGAUCGUUAAAUAUGGAUUCACAGUGUUAAGAGCAGAACUUGUAAAUCUAUGGUUUUUUUUUUCCAUUUUUAGAUUUAACCAUAAAUCUUUAUGUUUAAGCAAAGAUUUUCUCUGUAUAAAUACAUUUCAUAAGAUGUAUGUAUUCAUAAGCAAA
This is a messenger RNA of Drosophila eugracilis, 8187 nucleotides long. RefSeq names its product mucin-19 (gene htk). The record is from RefSeq and is a predicted model, not a curated record. Gene Ontology annotation, cellular component: nucleus. The coding region runs from base 378 to 7922 and encodes 2514 amino acids. The transcript is spliced from 6 exons. NCBI's taxonomy places the organism in Eukaryota, Metazoa, Arthropoda, Insecta, Diptera, Drosophilidae. Gene Ontology annotation, molecular function: transcription cis-regulatory region binding. Gene Ontology annotation, biological process: regulation of transcription by RNA polymerase II.